Molecule: messenger RNA, 492 nt
Organism: Cloeon dipterum
Lineage: Eukaryota; Metazoa; Arthropoda; Insecta; Ephemeroptera; Baetidae
Product: baculoviral IAP repeat-containing protein 3-like
Exons: 1
Coding region: 1-492 (163 amino acids)
Cellular component (GO): cytoplasm; nucleus
Source: RefSeq, a predicted model, not a curated record
AUGGGGAGGAGAGUGAGCGAAAUGCUGAAUUACAAAUACGAAUCGCAUCGGCUGUACUCGUUGCUGAAAAUGAAUGACUGGCAGCACGUUGAUCCUUUCAGCCUGGCAAAAAGUGGAUUUUACUGCACCGGAGACCAAGACAACGUCAGAUGUGCAUUCUGCAAUUUGGAAGUGCGCGGCUGGGAAGAGGAAGACACGGCUGAUGGAGAACACCGGCGUUGGAAUCCAAACUGCCCAUUUUUGUGCAAGAGGCAAAGUGUUCAGAACAUAGAGCUAGGAAGUGAACACGCUGAAAUGAAGACCGACGGCAUCGGAACUGUACACAAAGGGGCGAAACCACUAACAACCAAUGACCAAACUCCGGCUCCAGUCAUGGGCAAUCAGGAUGGUCAUCCGCCUGUUGCAGCCCUUCAGGAAGGCGAAAUGGCAGCUCCUCAGGCCGACGCUGCAGCCCCUCAGGAAGAAGCUGUGCCGCAGCAAGAUCUUCAUUAA